Beta vulgaris subsp. vulgaris (sugar beet) is the source of this 2352-nucleotide messenger RNA. Its product is annotated as aminopeptidase P1. Lineage: Eukaryota; Viridiplantae; Streptophyta; Magnoliopsida; Caryophyllales; Amaranthaceae. The transcript is spliced from 16 exons. The record is from RefSeq and is a predicted model, not a curated record. Bases 104 to 2065 code for a protein of 653 amino acids. Gene Ontology annotation, molecular function: metalloaminopeptidase activity.
UACGACUAAAUAAAUAGUCCCACAGUUCUAGGAUACUGUACCCUUUAAAGUUGAUACUUCCGUCAUACUUUGUUCAUUCACAGUUUGGUAUCAAUAGCAAAAAAUGGCGGACAAACUCUCAGCUUUGAGAACUUUAAUGGCUUCUCACUCUCCUCCUCUUCAUGCUUUAAUCGUUCCUUCUGAAGAUUAUCAUCAGAGCGAGUAUGUCUCUAAUCGUGAUAAAAGGCGGCAAUUUAUUUCAGGAUUUUCCGGAAGUGCUGGUUUGGCCCUUAUAACAACGAACGAUGCACGGCUUUGGACCGACGGGAGGUAUUUCUUGCAGGCGGAGAAACAGCUGAGUACUCAGUGGAGGCUUAUGCGUAUGGGAGAAGAUCCUGCAGUAGAAAUCUGGAUGGCAGAUAAUCUUCCAGAAGAAGCUGCUAUUGGCAUUGACCCCUGGUGUGUAUCAAUAGACACUGCACAAAGAUGGGAGCGUGCACUUGAGAAGAAGCGACAAAAGUUGGUUUCAACCUCGAAUAAUCUUGUCGACCAAAUAUGGAAAGACAGGCCAGAAACUGAGGUAAAACCCGUCAAGGUGCAACCACUGGAGUUUGCUGGACGCACAGUUGCUGAGAAGUUACAAGAUGUAAGGGGAAAACUUACGCAGGAGAAAGCACAUAGUAUUGUUAUCACUGCGCUUGAUGAGGUUGCUUGGUUAUACAAUGUUCGUGGUAAUGAUGUUUCAUAUUGUCCAGUUGUUCAUGCUUUUGCUGUAGUAACAUCAGCAGCAGCAUUUUUCUAUGUGGACCAGCAAAAAGUAUCUCCUGAGGUAAUAUCUCAAAUGAAGAAGAACAAUAUUGAAGUCCGAGACUAUGACGCAGUUAGUGCAGAUGUUGACCUGCUUGCAUCCAAUCAACUUGAUUCUUCCUUGUCAGUUAAUGCUGCUGAAGAUAAAGCUGUGUCUGGUACAACACCAGAACAUAAAACUGGGGACAUGCGAAAAGAAUGUAACUUCGUUUGGAUGGACCCUCGCUCAUGCUGCUAUGCUCUAUAUUCCAAACUCAAGUCUGAUCAGGUCUUUUUGCAGCAGUCUCCUUUGGCUCUUGCAAAAGCUUUGAAGAAUUCUGCCGAAAUGGAAGGUUUGAGGAAUGCGCAUAUGCGGGAUGGUGCAGCUGUUGUGCAGUUCCUUGUGUGGCUUGAGCAGCAGAUGCAGGAGCUUUAUGGGGCUCCUGGUUAUUUCUCUGAGGCUGAGACAGAAAGGAAAAAACCUUCGGAAGCACAGAAACUGACGGAAGUCUCAGUAAGUGACAAGCUAGAAGGUUUUCGUGCAUCAAAGGAGCAUUUUAGGGGGCUGAGUUUUCCUACCAUCUCAUCUGUUGGUCCAAAUGCGGCUAUUAUUCAUUAUGGGCCUGAUCCUGAAACUUGUGCUGAGAUGGAUCCAGAUCGAAUUUACCUGUUUGAUUCAGGAGCACAGUAUCAAGAUGGAACAACUGAUAUAACUCGGACAGUGCAUUUUGGGCAACCUUCUGCCCAUGAGAAGACAUGCUACACAGGGGUUCUUAAAGGUCACAUUGCACUGGGUAAUGCUCGGUUUCCGAAAGGAACUAAUGGUCAUGCUCUCGACAUCCUUGCACGAGUUCCUCUGUGGAAGUAUGGACUUGAUUAUCGACAUGGUACAGGUCAUGGCAUAGGGUCCUACCUCAACGUGCAUGAAGGUCCCCAUUUGAUUAGCUUCAGACCCCAGGCUCAGAAUGUGCCUCUCCAAGCUGCAAUGACUGUAACAGAUGAGCCUGGUUACUACGAGGACGGGAAUUUUGGUAUAAGAUUGGAGAAUGUGCUUAUAGUAAACGAGGCAAAUACAAAAUUCAACUUCGGUGAUAGAGGGUACCUAGAAUUUGAGCAUAUUACAUGGGCCCCAUAUCAACAUAAGUUGAUAGACUUGAAACUUCUGACCCCAGAAGAGAUAAGUUGGGUGAACACUUAUCAUUCAAGGUGUCGAGAAAUUUUGUCACCUUAUAUGAAUGAAACGGAGAUGGCAUGGUUAAGAAAAGCAACAGAACCCAUUGAUAUGGUCAAGUCACAUUAGCUACUGAAUUAGUUAUAUUUCCAUAUUUGUUAUUUAAACUCAAUCUUUAAUUUUACAAGUUAUUGCUAUUGGAUUUGUUUCUGAACUCUUUUGAGAUCUUUGAAGCAAAAUACCUUUAGAAGUAGUUAGUUUGAAGGCUCCAAUAACGACCCUAUGUGCUUUUGAGGCACCAUGGUCACUCACAAAGAAGACUAUCUGUGGAGUUAAUCGUUUUUUCUCCCAUGUGUUUACUGCCAUAUUUCUAUCUUUUACAGACACUUCCAUUUCAUGAUUCUCUAUUUCUUCUA